CAUAUCUAUAAUUAAAAAAAUUGUAUUUUUCAAUUUAAAGAGCAUAAAAUUCUGUUUUAAGUCGUACCAUUAAUGUAAAGCACCGAUUGAUAUUGACACUUCCCGAAGCAAAAAACUCUUUAAAGCAAAAAUUGUCUAAGGUCUUAAUAUUGAAUUAGUAUUAUUGAUGUGAACCGAGUCUUAUGACAUUUGACGAUCAUUUCAUUGGUUUUCGAAAUGUCAUAAACGCCGCUUCAUUCAUACCGAGAACACAUUAUUUUCGAUAUACGUGCAUUUUGUAUCGAUUUGAUCCGAACUUUCCACACUUGAUCAAUCGAUUGACAACUUGUUGAAUUCAAGUCACCAGUUAUUCAAUAGGAAAAUGGCGAAUCGUUUCAAGCCAUCCAUACCAGCGAAGGGAGAAACGAAGGAUGAGAUUACGACGAUCAAAUGUGCACUAAAAUCAAUAAUUCGGCCGCCAUACCAGCAGGAACUGAUCGGCAAAAUAACUGAUCUAAGUCUACAGGCUGCAAUGAUUUGCAAUUUGGGUUCGUUGCUGUUCUUAUUAGAGGUGCAAAAGGCAUAUGAACGUAGGCAUCAACAAUGGUGACUUCAGCUUCUUUGCCAAUAGCGGGGAAGAAAAGAUCAACACAUGUUUUAGUCAAGUGCUAGCAAAGCACAACCCAAAAAAUCCGAAGCCGAAAAAAACACCAAAGCCGAAGCCAAAGCCAGAGCCAAAGCCAGAGCCAAAGCCGGAGCCAGAGCAACCAUCAAAGACUAAACGGAAACCCCGUGGACCAGCAAAAGAAAUUCCACCAAUCGAUCCAGAAUUCAAGGCAAUUGUGGAAGGUCUUGAUGAGGUCCAUCGCUUUGAUUGGCCCAGCAACAAAGAUUUCGGUAAUGGCCUCAAACAUCUAUGCAAUCAAUACAUAGACAACAAUGUCACCAAUUCGCAAACACAUUCGGAUAAACACAUAACCCAAUAUCUGAAGAUGAAAGUGUUUCAGAUGAACACAAAUGAAGCCAUUGAAGAGAAAUACCUGCCAAGUGACAUCGACUGUGUGGUGAAGCUCAUUCUCAAGGAAAAGGUCAUCAAAGUGCCAGCUAGUGACCCAAAUAAACUUUAUCGGUGCGGAGUUUUGUAUGACAUCGUCAAUAAGUUGAAUGUGUUCCCGGAAAUCGACCUACAUGAUCUCACGACUAAUUCAAAAAAUUGGUUCAAAGCUGUGCCGAUGUAUCUAUCUAUGCAACGCGAGAUAGAAGAAUUUAAUUUGCUGCGAGCACAUCAAGAGCCACCGAAGAAACGCAAAAAGAGAAAGCGCAGAAGACCGAAGGGUAAGAAAAGAAAGUGGAUCAUCAAACGAAAACAAAUGCUCGACGAUUUGGAAUAUCUACCGUGCAUUCGCAAUUUGGUGGUAGUUCCGAUGUGUGAUUUUCGGCGUACGCACUUCAAAAUCGACUCUUCGAGUAUGUAUCAGAUCUUGUCUUCUCAAAAAUUGAUUCCGAAACAGUUAACUGCAGACGGAAAACCAAGUGGAAGAAAUAUUUCAGAAAAGGUUUACAACGAGAAUAAAGAUUACAUAUGGAAUCAGUAUCUUUGUAUGCGUAAAAUUCGGUGGUUUGUCCGCCGCAAAAAGAAAUUUGACUUUUCGAUAAACAGCGAUGGAAUUGCUGUGUCUCUGCAGUAUUCCACCAAAAAGAAGGAGACCAGCAACACACAAUUGGGCACCAGUCGAUUGGACAUCAUUGACAUGUUGAAGGCGGGCAAAUUCAAAAGAUUGGGAGGUACAGAUUCAGGCAUGCGGAACUGGAAUACCACAACAAUACAUGAAAUUGAUACUUGCAAAGAAAUCAACUUUGUUAAAAAGAGCAAGCAGUUCUAUUGGGAGACACAUCAAAACGUACGAAACGCAAAUGCGAAGCGAUUCACGAAAAAUUUCAUCGAGAAAGAAAGACAAGAUCGAGAGAAUCGUGAGCUGUACGCAAUGAUGCCAUCACCAAAAGGUUCACAGUGGCUGAGCUAUAUUAAGCAUCGAGUUAAGAUGACCAAACAUGGAAUCGAAGCUUACUCGACUGCAAAGUACACUAGACUCGCCUUGGACAAAUACAUUAGGAGCAACAAAGCUAUCGACGGAUUUGUGAACAAGAUCACCAAUAAGGAACCGACUCUGUUAUUCCAUGGUGCUGAUGGCGAAGUACCACCUGAUUGCCCGAUAAGAAUUAAAAAACACGUGCGGUGUCCAGGUGUACGCAAACUGAUGCAGGCAUAUAAGAAGCGACCAUACAUUGUUGUCGUGCCGGUGGACGAAUGGGGAACAUCUCAAACAGACGCAAGAUGUAUUUGCUGAUUUCAAAACCAACCCAAAUCAGCCAAAUUCAAGAUGUGUCGGUGCAUACCCAACGCCAUAACACUGCUUCCAGCCAAAAUUGUGUCUAAGUUUGGCAAGACAGAUACAUCUACAUAUCGACAGUUACAACGCACAUUGAACGGAGCAUUUGAAAUAGAAGAGGAGCUAAUGUCAAGAGUAAAACCUUACUACAAAAAAUGGCAAUUAGACCUCGAAUGCACCGUGACUUGGCAUCGUGACGUCGUGGUUGCUAAGAACAUUCUACUGAAAGGACUAUGGACAUUUCUUGGACUUCCAAUACCUGCUGCAAUCAACCGAUAUUGGAAUCAAAUCAACGCCGAUGCCGCCGUCUUCGACGACGAUAACGACGUGGACAUAUCCGAGCCCGAGUUCGAAUAGCAGCCAACUACAGGGUGGGCCAGAAUAACUGCAAUUUUUAUAUGUGCUCAGAAAAAGUAUUGUUUUUUACUAAAAUUGAAUGAAAACUUUAUUGGGAUUUAGAAUAGGGUCCAAAAUUUUAAAUUCAUGUUUUGGUUUUGAUUCUUCCUCCGUUUGCACGGAUCACCAAACGCAAACGUCGUAAAAACGAUUUACACGCGGACCGCACCAUUUCGAUGGGAAUAUCGUUCCAAAUCUUGACGAUUUUCUUUUUAAAUGCAUCCAAUUUUGUGGUUUUCGUAAUCUUCAGAUCAUUUAACUUUGAUUGCAUGUAGCCCCACACAAAAUAAUCCAAUGGAUUCAAGUCUGGAGACGAUGGCGGCCAUUCGUCUUUAUCAAUAAAAUCAGGCACAUUUUCCUUUAACCACUGUUGCACUCUGUUUGCUCGAUGUGACGGUGCCCCAUCUUGUUGAAACACCCAUGGUUCAUUACCAAACACUUUUUUGGCGUGUGGCAACAAUUUUUUGCGCAAUAUUUCUUCUUCAUACACAGCUGCAUUGAUUUUAACGCCACUUUCAACGAAAACAAGGGGAAAUUUGUGGUCGGCCGAAACGGCGCCCCAAACCAUGACACUUGACACAUUUUGAUAUCGUUCAACGACUAAAUCAUCUUCAGGAAUGUCCUCAAUUGUCGCUGCGUAAACACGAUCAUUUUGCGCAUUGAGACUUGGCUGCAAAAGGAACAACUUCUCGUCGGAGAAAACGAUGUUUGAGGUUGCGGCCCGGCUUAGCAGAUCUUUGCAUUUUCGCUUUCUAUCUUGCUUAUUUUUUUUUGUCAAACCAUGUUUUCGGGUUUUUUUGAAUGGUUUCAUUCCCAAAUCUUCUCUCAACACUCGUCGCAUUGAAGAUCGACUGAUAUUGUGCUCACGAGCUAAUAUUCUGGCGCUUCUUUUGUUAUUUCGAAGAAUUUUCUUUCGUACCUUUUGGACCAGACCUUUUGUUCGUACAGAUCUUUUUCUGCCCGUUUUUCGCUUCACAUCGACAGUUCCACGCUCCUUGUAUCGUUUUAUGGUGCGAUGAAUAAAAUUCAAACUGAUAUUGUCGAUCUGAAGCUUCCGAAAAAUAUCAAUUUGUCGCAAACCUUUUUUAUGCAAAUUCAAAACGAGUUGACGUUUCACAUCCAUUAUUGUAGCAAAGUAAACAAGAACUGCGCAAUAAUGUGCAUCAUCACAGUGGAUAACCAAAACAUGAAUAAACAUAACGGUAAACAAAAGAGUGACUGGAAAGUUAUUAUAGUAGUAUCUACAUAGGUGCGAAAAAAAAUUGCAGUUAUUCUGGCCCACCCUGU
Messenger RNA from Contarinia nasturtii (swede midge), 4052 nucleotides. RefSeq lists its product as uncharacterized. Lineage: Eukaryota; Metazoa; Arthropoda; Insecta; Diptera; Cecidomyiidae. The transcript has 6 exons. Bases 564 to 2327 code for a protein of 587 amino acids. The record is from RefSeq and is a predicted model, not a curated record.